CCUGCUCGCCCCAACCGGCUGCUCUGGGACUGCCUGUCAAGCCAAGCUCCUCGCGUCUACCGGCUCCCUUAUCACUAUAUCCUCUCUACUCUACCUUUCUGAAGAAACAGCCUGGCGUUACGUCAGACCUGGGCAAAAACCGCAGGGCAAGCAAGUCGGAGUCUAAGGAGCUAGGCAUUGCUGCCAAACCCGAGUUAAGGCUGCUCACUCACAGCACAGCGUUCAAUGUCAUUAAAAAGGAACACUUUUAAACCGCGGCAGCAUGUGGUAAGUCAAUUUUUCUCUGAUUCGUUUUUCCAGCCGUUGGGAUUUUUUUUUUACAGUUUUCACUCACAUGACACUUUGACCAGUUGUCUCUAGCUGGCAUAAUUGCGCAAAAACUGCGGUAACACCGCGUGUUGGAGAUUGUUCAAAAGUAGACUAACAAACGUUCAGCCACUUUGAAACCUACAUGACAUGAUGAUGAGGCACCCAAGCUUUUCAACAACCACUUGCAGAGAUUUUUUCUUCAUUUUUUAAAUUUGAUUCUUGAUCAUUUCAAAAACAAACAUGCCUCAUGCUCGAAAUAGGAACCCUAGCCCCAUCCCUGAGGUAACAUGGGAUACGGGAUUGAAGGAGAUGAACGAAACUUGGAAGGGAGCUAUUGCCUGUCUCGGGGUGGCAGUCUUUUUCGUCAUGACCAUUGGGAUCAUAUACUGGCAAGUGGUGGAUCAGCCUAACAAGAACUGGAUCCUAAAGGGGAGUUAUAGCGGGCUUAUCUGGGAGAGACGGACUCACUCUCUGGUCAUACAGACACUGACAGAAGACAAGACCUACGUGGAGAUUGACGUGGGCAACGUGGGGAACCCCGAUAUUGAAGUGCCGUUUGUCAGGAACCUGUGCUGGCUCAAUAAGACGGAGUUCUGCUACACAUGGGAUUCGGUGGCGGACGUUAAAAUCUCUUUGGAGGUGAAUGAGGCGACGGAGACAGAGUGUUAUAGCAUGACAUGGUCGCCGGUGCACUGUCAUGUGGAGCUGAAGGACUGCUUCUCCAUGGCUAACAUGUCGUGGUACGGUGGCGCCAGCGUCCAGAACCAGAGCUGGCCAAUCAACGAGCAGAAUGUCACCAUGCAGCCGUUCACUGUUAGCAACCUCAGGGACAACCCGUCUGGCUUUGGCUCAGUCCUCGAACGCUACUUCCUGGGCUCGUCAGGUGUUGCAGUGCUGGUGUCCCCAGAUGUUCCUCUUCAGGUGGGAAUGGAGAGCCGACAGCAUUUUUGCCUACAGACUCCCUCCAGCCUGGAGCGCACCCCGCUUCAGUACACUGUGUGUGUGGGCCACAACAUCAGGGCUGUACACCAGGAGGCGCUGCAGCAGCUCUCAUCGCCCAGCAGGGAGCUGCCCAACAUGGACGUCUUAUGGUUGCCUUUCUGGAAGCUUCUGGCCAGUGUGGACUCAGGGCCAAAGGUAGAGAGGGAGUUGAGGACCUUCUCCAACCGUCUGAGGAGACACCAGCUGGGAGAGGGGGCCAUCAGCCUCAACGAACAUUCCACCGCCCUCCUCGCCGACAUGGACCAAGACUACCUCACCAGCAGGAAAAGGGGGACAUCCAAGAGACAGACCAGGGACUUCAGGGACCUCUCACUGAUCAAGCUUCUAAACAUUUCCAUCACCCUGUCCCCGUUCCUGAGCGUGGACACCACCCAGUUCCACAAGUCCCUGCUGGACGGCACUGAGGCCUAUUGGCUCAGCCUCCCCGUAGCCCCACAGGGGCGACUGGUGCCUGUGCUGACCCAGUGGCGAGGGCAGUUCUGCGUGAAACUGAACAUCAGCAACCCAGAGGCGGUCAGCUGGUUCCUGGACCGGGUGGGCUUGCUGCAGGCCCGUCUGGGCAUGGAGUCCAUCCAUCUGGAGGGGGCAGAGGGGAACCCGCUGGACCUAGGCGGGGGAGACCAGUAUAUUGGCCAACUGGCAGAUGUGGCAGCCAGGAUAGAAGAGUCGGCUAUCAUGAAUGCAGGGACUAGGUCGAGCCACAAGCCUGUGUUUGUGCGGAUGCCUCCUUUGCAGUCUGACUGGAGCUCCUCUGGACUGAAGGGCCUCAUUCCCUCCUUGCUGCACCACACUCUGCUGGGGUACAACUUACUCAUUCCCGACGCAGUAGGUGGUUCUCUAUCUGGGGACCUGGUGACUGACGAGGAACUGUUCAUCAGGUGGCUGCAGAUUGUAGCCUUCCUCCCCGUCAUCAGCUUCGAGACGCCUCCCUGGGUCUGUGGGGAAGAUCGGGUGCUGAACUUGACACGGGCUCUCAUCGCGUGGCACCAGGACUUUGUGGUUCCACUGGUGACGAGGUAUGCAGAAGACUGGAUGACCUCGGGGAGCCCAAUUUACCGGCCCCUGUGGUGGCUCAGCCCUGAUGACCCCGCGACCUUCACCAUUGAUGACCAGUUCCUCAUCGGAGACGAGGUCCUUGUUGCCCCGGUAAUAGAGAGGGGGACAGUACGGAGAAAUAUUUACCUGCCCGACGGGGGCUUUCAGUGGCAGGACAGCCGCAACGCCCAGGUGUUCGACGGGGGAACUCUCUUGGAGGACUACCCUGUCGCCCUCGAGGAGGUUGCCAUUUUCUUACGGAGGAGAUCUUGAGGCUCAAGUCACGUGAUUUAUACGUGACCUAUCCCGGAUACUAGUUUGGAAUCUUUUAUUUUAUGUUUUACUCGUGCUGUUCUCAAGUUGCACUUUUCCACAAAGACAAUUGACAGAGGCUCAAGACUUCUUCUUGAGAUUAGAUGUGAAUAUUUUUAUACUUGCACUUUACAAUUCAGAACGAUUUGUAUUUUAUUGACGUCGUUUUCUUCUCUCUUCUUCCUUUUUUAAACUUUAAUCUGCUGUACCUCUCGGCUGAUUGUUUCAGGACUUCUUUUUUGUUUCUUCUAAUCAUUGCUGUUCUUGCUUUUUUGUAUCUCAGAAAGAAACCUAUGUGUUUACAUAUGAUUCAUUUCUAACGUUUAACUGCUGCCGGUUCUCAUGGAGACAUGGAGUACCAACGCAUGCCCCUCGUUCGCUUAAAAAGAAAAGAUAUGAAUUUCUAAAGAAGACCAAACGAAGUAAAAGAAACAGAAGAAUAUGGUUUCUGCUAACGGAGAGCCUGGAAGGAAUGAAUGAGAUGUUUGCUUAAUAUGAAAGAGGCUGAAGCAGCUUGGUAUUUCUCUUUCAUUCUUUGGAACAGCUUUUACUUGACCUAGGCUUAGAGCUGAUGUAUGAUGAAUGUACCUCAACUUCAGUUUUUUUCAUUGCUUUACUACGCUAACAAGUCUGUCAAUCAACACUUACACACUUCAAGACUUCGAGACACCCCUUCCUUUAAAGCACUUAUUUUUUCAACUCAUGCUCAAACAAUAUGCAGAAUAUAAUGCUAAUAUUCUUUAUUGUACUUUACAACCUUAACAUACACUACUUGACCAAAAGUAUGUGGACACCUGCAGGUCAAACAUCUCAUUCCAAAAU
Molecule: messenger RNA, 3480 nt
Organism: Oncorhynchus gorbuscha (pink salmon)
Lineage: Eukaryota; Metazoa; Chordata; Actinopteri; Salmoniformes; Salmonidae
Product: SITS-binding protein
Exons: 10
Coding region: 550-2619 (689 amino acids)
Source: RefSeq, a predicted model, not a curated record